AUGUCGUCCUUGAACACAGUAGUUUUUGCGACAUUUAUUGUUGGGACAGUCUUCACUCUAUUAUUUAAAGUUGCAAGGAUCAUAUCUAUGCCAAAAGGAAAAGGCCCUGAUCAAUGGAAAGCGAUAGUCAGAUAUUGUUUCCUUUAUUAUGCCCUUAAUGUCGGCAUAAUGAUAACAGAACCAUAUAUUUUCCAACGUAUGUUAGAUUCCAAUUUGACUCCUGAAGAAAUGACAUCAAUUUUUGCAGCUCCAUUAAUUAUCAAAGCAAUAGUUAAAUUUAUUCCAUUACGUGUUAUCAAAAUGACAGGUGUAGCACCUCUUCUUAUUGGUGCUGGUGCACUUGCAUCAAUAGCUACAUUAUUAAGAACAAAAAAGCAUUUUGAUACACUUUGUGUUGCUCAAGUUGCAAUAGCAAUGGCAAGAGAAGCAUUCUCAUACGCAAUGAGUGAUUGGAAGCUCGGUGAAGGUUCUCAUGAAAAAACAUCAGAUGCAUUUUUCAACGCUGUUGUUUCAGCUGUACAUGUUUUAAUGACAACAGUAUUAGCAUUUGUUAGCAAGUAUCUCAAAACAUACUACGAAGACAAGCAAAUCUUUUUCAUUGGAACCAUUAUUUGUUUAGUAAUAAUUCCUUCUUCUCUGAUUACAAUUAAGAAGAAACCAUAUCCAUUCAGACAUCAGCAAUCGAAACCAGGCGUUUCUGGUGUAGCAAUUAUCUUAUUCUUUACAAUUUUAGAAACUUACUUCACACCACGAAUUCAGCAAUAUAUUACACGCUCAGAAUGCGUAAUUCCACUCGAAUACUUAUUUGCUAUCACUCUUAUUAUGACAUACCUCGCAGAAACAGUAGUUUCAUUCUUUGAUAUUAAUAAUAAAGCAGUUUACAUUUUAAUUGGUUCAAUGCUACUGCUUACCAUUAUAUCCCUUGUAAUACAUAUUUCCUUUGAUUCAAAACCAUUAGUUUUCAUUUUAUUAAUGGUCGGAACAAUUUUGACAAAAAUUGGCCGUUUGGCAUUGGAUCAUAUCGGAAAUACACCCAUAGAGAAUACAGUAAUCGCUGUUGCGUUCACAUAUCUUUCAUACAAACUUUUCAGUUUUGAUGUUAAGACAAAUGUGAAAAUUUGCAUUGGAUCUGCACUUUUAACAUUGAUUUCGUCGAUCGCGCACUUGUAUAAAGGUAAUGAUCCAGCCGUCGACGAAUUACAGCAAAAUCUUCUUUAA
Molecule: messenger RNA, 1218 nt
Organism: Trichomonas vaginalis G3
Lineage: Eukaryota; Parabasalia; Trichomonadida; Trichomonadidae
Product: Major Facilitator Superfamily (MFS) general substrate transporter family
Exons: 1
Coding region: 1-1218 (405 amino acids)
Source: RefSeq, a predicted model, not a curated record